UUAUGACUAUCUAUACCUUCUAUCUAGCUAAAGAGUGAUAAACAUUGCAAUAUCAACAUAUACAUAUAUAUAAAAGAGAGAAAUCAUAAAAGAUCACAACAUCAAACCAUGAAGCAGUACUCAACGAGAACCCUAAUCAUAACCACCGUGAUGAUAACCUCCAUGUUGGUAGGCUUUGGAGGCUCAGAUCUGGCUCAAGACAGAGACGAGUGUACGAACCAGCUGAUAGCACUCUCACCGUGUCUACCGUACGUGGGAGGAGACGCAAAGGCUCCAACAAAAGAUUGUUGUGGAGGUUUUGGCCAAGUUAUAGUAAAGAGUGUGAAGUGUGUUUGCAUAUUGAUCAAAGACAAAGAUGAUCCUAAUCUUGGUCUCAAGUUUAACGCAACCCUAGCCGCUUAUCUCCCCACCGCUUGUCAUAUAACGGCUCCUAACAUCACCAAGUGUAUUUCGCUUCUGCAUUUAUCCCCAAACUCAACAUUGGCAAGAGAGUUUGAGAGCUUAGGACGGAUUGAAGGAAACGCCAACUCGACAUCUCCUUCACAACAUGUUAAAGAUGGGACAGGAGGAGGAAAAGCUGAAUCAGUGAAGAGUACUGGAGAGAAGAAGAAGAAGAGUUGGUUGGCUGUUGAGCUUUUAAUAUUUGCUCUUUUCUCUCCUCUAUUUAAUGUUCAUUUGCUUUAAAUAAAUCUUAUAAAAUGUUCUCAAUUACAUCUACAUUUUAUAUAUGUACACACGCAUGUGUAUGGAUAUGAUCUAUGCAUGUAAAUGAGUGAAAAAAAUAUAAUAUUUAAUGGGUUUAAAAAAAUAA
This is a messenger RNA of Eutrema salsugineum, 811 nucleotides long. Its product is annotated as protein YLS3. NCBI's taxonomy places the organism in Eukaryota, Viridiplantae, Streptophyta, Magnoliopsida, Brassicales, Brassicaceae. The transcript is spliced from 3 exons. The record is from RefSeq and is a predicted model, not a curated record. The coding region runs from base 109 to 684 and encodes 191 amino acids.